Molecule: messenger RNA, 1890 nt
Organism: Arthroderma uncinatum
Lineage: Eukaryota; Fungi; Ascomycota; Eurotiomycetes; Onygenales; Arthrodermataceae
Product: siderochrome-iron transporter
Exons: 8
Coding region: 1-1890 (629 amino acids)
Biological process (GO): transmembrane transport
Molecular function (GO): transmembrane transporter activity
Source: RefSeq, a predicted model, not a curated record
AUGGCUUACAACGCAGGAAGAAACGGGUUGUCCAAUGGAUGGACCAACGGCAAUGGAUGGACCAACGGAGACCACAAGGAGGAACACACCAAUGGGACAAACGGACAUGGUGGCAGAGAACUCGAUGCAGUACCCAACGAACAGCCCGCCGAGCAAUCCGACGACGACUCCGACGACCAAUCCGGCAUGCGAAUCAACGAAGAUCGAAACUUCGUCCUCUACGCUCGGGAGGGAUCUGACUGGGCUGCGACCAAGUAUGUCACUAUCAAGGCUCACACGAUACUUACCGAUGACACAAGUACUACCACAACCGUCACAACAAUUGCCGGCGGAGGUGACCUCCAGACAAUCACCACCACCACCGGGGUUAUCGAUGACUCUAGCUCUGAUAGCAUUCAGUUUGGGGUCAAACAGGCCAAGGCCGUCGCUAUUGCUUGGUCUCGAAAGUCACUCAUUAUAGCUUAUGUCGGGGCGUAUUUGGUCUUUUUCGUUAAUUCUCUGCUGCAGCAGAUGGCUAGCAGUCUUAAUCCUUAUGUUACCAGUGCUUUUUCCAAACAUUCUCUCCUAUCUUCUAUUUCAGUCGUGUCAAGUAUUGUUGGUGCUGUUAUGAAGCUUCCUGUUUCUAAGAUUAUUGAUAUCUGGGGUCGUACGGAAGGGUAUCUUUUGAUGGUCGGCUGCUGCAUUUUGGGCAUGAUUAUGAUGGCUACCUGCAAUAGUAUCGAAGCAUAUGCUGCUGCACAGGUCUUCUACUGGGUCGGCAACAAUGGAAUCGCGUAUGUCCUCGACGUCUUCCUUGCAGAUACAUCUAGUCUCAAAAAUCGGGGUUGGCUCCUGGCGUUCUCCACAAGCCCGUUUAUUGCAACUACAUUCGCUGGCCCUGCAUUAGCACAGGCGUUUUACAAGUCCGUCGGCUGGAGGUGGGCAUUCGGCGCAUUUGCAAUUAUCAUUCCAGUUGCUUCGCUUCCAAUGGUGAUUAUCUUCCUUCAGAGUAGCAACAAAGCGAUCAAGAUGGGCUACUUGAAGCACCGGGGGUCUGGUCGGACCCUAUGGCAGUCUUUCGUUCACUAUGCAAUUGAAUUUGAUGUUAUCGGUAUGAUUCUUAUCGUUGCUGGAUUCACGCUUUUACUUCUCCCGAUGAACCUGGCCACAUACCAGGCUAGUAAAUGGAAGUCCCCUGCUAUGAUAUCCAUGGCUGCCAUUGUAAUUACCAGUUGCUGGGACCUGUACUUCCUGUCUUACCUGCAAGUAGUCCACAACCAAAGCAUCCGGGAUGCCGGCUACAUUGCCAACAUAUUCAACAUUGGAGGAUGCAUCUGGGCCAUCGUAAUCGGAGCUGUUAUCCGCGUAACGGGUCGGUUUAAACUAUUCGCGCUCUGCGCUGUCCCGCUCCAGGCGGUGGGGAUAGGUCUGAUGAUCCAAUACCGCCAACCAGGCUCUCAUAUCGGAUUGGUGAUCAUGUGUCAGGUCCUUAUUGCCAUCUCAGCUGGCACACUGCAAAUAUGCGAACAAAUAGCCGUCAUGGCAGCAGCAAGUCACAGCGAAGUGGCCAUUGUCAUCGCCUUGCUAGGCUUGUUCAGUAACAUUGGGGGUGCCAUUGGCCAGACUAUCGCCGGGGCCAUCUGGAGCCACACUAUCCCUGGGCAACUUGCUAUCUUGCUUCCCGACGAUGCUAAGGAUCAAGCUGCAGCCAUAUAUGCAUCAUUGACCACCCAGCUCAGUCACCCCAUGGGAUCCCCUAUCCGCAACGCCAUCAUUGCUGCAUACGGUGAAGGGCAGCGCUGGAUGCUGGCCACCGGAGUCGGUGUGCUGGCGCUGGCUAUGGCGUCGGUCAUCAUGUGGAGGAAUAUCCAGCUUAAGGAUGUCCACCAAGUCCAGGGAACGAUUGUUUAA